UGUGAGGGCGGGAAUCUGCGGCGCUGUGUAAACACUACGGGAGGAGGGGGGUAUUUGAGACUGAUUUUGUGGUAUUUUUCGACCGAAAAGUGCUAAUCUUUUUUGCUCACGGCAUUCUUUGGAAUGUGUAGAUUGUGGAACAAGUGCUGAAAUAUGCUUAUCUAUUGUAAUUUGGCUACGUUAGCCUUAGACAUGUUGCACUGUUGACGCUGAUGAAGAAUAGGCGGCACCAAAGUUAAAACUGAAGCAAUAUACAAAUGGCUUCUUCAGAGAAUGGGACGAGUUCUUCAGCCAAUGGCCCAAAUAUGCUUAUAGACAACUUGGAAGCAGCUUUCCAGAAUUGCUUCAGCAUCCUCAUCAAGGAGGAUAACUUCAAUACCCAGGACCGGGAGGACAUCCGCUCGCACGCGGAGGCGUCCGUGCUGCAGUUCAUGGACUGCGCUCGCCAGGUGGACCAGAGUUUCCUGCAGAAGAGGCUGCUGCUCUCGGCUCACCGGCCUGACUGGAUCAUCAAGGAGGACACGUUGGACCUGAAGGCCGAGCUGGCACGGAAGGACGAGCUCAUCAAGAAGACCCAGGAUAAGAUCGCCUUCUGGAAGAGCACUCUGGCAGAGGUGCAGCACCCGCGCGGGCCGGCCGACCUGCCCCCGCAGCUGCAGGACGGCCAGCGUGUGCCGACGCCGGGCUCUGCGGGCCUACCGCCGGGACUGCAGCAGUACCGUCCAAUGGGACCGGGCGGCUACAUGGCGCGCGGCCCGGCGCCGCCGUUCCCCGGCCACCAGGGCGGCCCUCUGCACGGACACCUCGCCUACCUGGAGAAGACCACCUCCAACAUCGCCUAGUGGCCGCCGAGGGCAGGGACCGCUGCGAGGCGGGGGGAGAGAGUGAUAUGAACUGUACUGGGCCAGGCCCUGUAUUGGGUCGACGUCCAAACACCAUGGACUCCGGAUACUUGAAUGUGGCUGAGGGCGGCAGGACUGACAUGAUCUCACCGUCUGCCUGCCCAUACAGUUCACAGCCAACACGCUAUCGCACUGUGGUGAAGCUUACAGUGACUAAGCCCAAAGUCGAACCGGGGUCCCCGCUGACGGGCCGUGACUGUCGGCCCGUCGACAGUGUGAUCUGUGAUUUCACUUGUGCGCAUGUGAGACUGCAAUGCAGUGAGUUGCAGUGUUCUGAGCUACAUUCCACCGGCUUCAUCACCAGUCAGAAGACAUGGACACUGGACAGCUCUUCUGUCUGCCGUGGCAGUGUUCCCCGUCAGCCUUCCAGCAUUGGAGGUGGCACGGAGUGGGCGGAGACGCUCGACUGACAGGACAUGACGAUCCGCCCACACCGCCUGGCAGCUGUACCGUCCGGCAGCCAGGUGACGCCUGGACGACCGAGCGGCGGUGUCGCCACCAAUAAUGUCCCAUCAGUGCAGUGAUUACUGAAGGUCGUCGCUGACAAUUUCUUCGGUAGGAGCGCCCGGACCACGCCGGCCCGCUCGCGCUGGUGGCCGGGCCCCGGCGCCAGGUGUGUGGCGAGAGGCGUGCGCUGCUCAUACGGUAUAUUUCAGGGACGUGUCACAAGGAUGGGCCACUGUCUACAUACCACACAGAGAUAGAGACGCUAGCUACCGGCGACGGCUGCGCCAAAUACAGGUCACCGACGCCGUG
Molecule: messenger RNA, 1658 nt
Organism: Amphibalanus amphitrite
Lineage: Eukaryota; Metazoa; Arthropoda; Thecostraca; Balanomorpha; Balanidae
Product: mediator of RNA polymerase II transcription subunit 28-like
Exons: 5
Coding region: 258-842 (194 amino acids)
Cellular component (GO): mediator complex
Source: RefSeq, a predicted model, not a curated record